GAUGAGGCAGAACUUGUGGUGGGCGUUGUUUUUCGGCGCUUGAGGAGUCUCCCUGCGUUUUUUUUUUUUUGUUUUUUUUUUUUUUUUUUUUUUUUUGUCCUGCCUCCACAAUAAUGAUGGAGGAGAUAGACCGGUUCCAGGUGCCCGCUGUUCGCGCCGAGAUGCAACCACUGGAUCCAACAGCUGCAUCAAUUUUGGACAGAGAUUGUGAUACAAGAGAGGGAGAGACUAUAGCCAUGAACUAUAAGCCAUCCCCACUUCAAGUGAAAUUAGAGAAGCAGAGGGAGCUGGCUCGGAAGGGCUCCCUGAAGAAUGGCAACAUGGGAAGCCCAGUUAAUCAGCAGCCCAAGAAGAACAAUGUGAUGGCACGAACAAGGCUCGUCGUUCCCAAUAAGGGCUAUUCAUCAUUAGAUCAGAGUCCAGAUGAAAAGCCACUGGUAGCCCUGGAUACGGACAGUGAUGAUGACUUUGACAUGUCCAGAUAUUCCUCUUCGGGAUACUCAUCAGCUGAGCAGAUCAACCAAGACUUGAACAUCCAGCUGCUAAAGGAUGGGUACCGGUUAGAUGAGAUCCCAGAUGACGAGGACCUCGACCUAAUUCCCCCUAAAUCAGUCAACCCUACCUGCAUGUGUUGCCAAGCCACCUCCUCCACUGCCUGUCACAUCCAGUAGUGAGGCUGGCAGGCUGUGAUCAGUGCUUUCCACUUUAACUGUAAAACUUAACAGCCAUUGCUUCCUCCUAUGGUAGGACAUGCACCUCUUUGUCUUCAUGGAGCCAGGAGAAACCAAAAAAUUCAUUUUAUGAUUGGUUAAUAAGUUAUUUUAAGCUAUGGUUAAACAAAAGAGAAGUUGCUCAAAGUGCCAGGCAGUGCCUGGCAGAACUGACUGGUCUGGAGAAUAAAUGCAGGAGGGUCCAAAGAUAACUCCUUGGUUUGUGUAGGCACUGGUCAUGUUUUGUAAUGUGUCUGUUCCAGAAUGGGAAGGGUCCUGCCUACUGAAACAAAUCCAUCUGCAAGAUUAGGGGUGAGUCAGAGGUGUCAGAGGGUUUUACCUGUGGGAGGAGGUCAGUUCUUAAUUCAUUCACUAAACCUGAUUCGUUUGCAUAACCAAAAUUGUACGGUAACUGGGGGAUGAUAAUGGGAACAGAGCAGGGCUUCCUUUCUUAUGUCAAGGCUAGCCAGGACUAGCAUGACACAAUUCAUUCACUUUCAAAGAAGACAAAUAGGUGGCAUUUCACUGUGAGUCAGUACUAGCUAGAGCUGUUGUGUCACAUAUCCAAUGCAAUCUAUCCUUAGCUCCACAUUAAAUUAUCACCAAACACAUCAGAUUCCAUCUGAAAUCCAUCCAUGUUCUUCAGGGAUUCAGUCCUUACCUGAGAAUACCAUACUCCUGAGUUCAGUCCAGUCACAUAGACUUCAUCCUAUACUUCAUUCCUGUGAGACACAUCUGCUUCCAAAUAUCUUAAAGUUUGUUCAACUAAGAAAAAUUGAGUCCUGCACAAGACAUAACUAGAGCUGUGCAGUCUGAAGUUCAGUGCCAGAAAAGUUAGCUGAAGAAAGAACAUUUUUACAGAGCUUGGCUGUUGAUAUUCUCUUAACACUGUAUCUCUUGGUGCCUGUGAGAAAGAUUUGUUAAUGCUGAAGGCAUCUCUGUGGUGGUGUCAGACUUGGGGGGGUGUGUGUGUGUGUGUUCAGCAACAGCAGGAUUAUGAACAGCUUCAACUAAAAAAAACUAUGAGAGGACACUACUGUUUAUCCCAUCUCUGCCCACUUGUGAACCAAGCUUGGUCUGUGUUAGAUGUCCCACAUCAGGAGCAAUUGUGUUUAUUUGGUGCUGGAAGUUGGGAAACCUGGUGUUAUAUUAGGUGGCUGGACUGAAUUGCCAGUUUACCAGCAGAUUGUUUUGAAUGCAAAAUUAUUUCUGGAAUGAGGAAAUGUUCUCUCCCUGGCCAGUCUUACACUGCUGGUUUCAGCACGACUAAGGUGACAGAUGGGCUGGCAUUUUUCUCAUAGACAAAAUCUUUUGCCACAGGCAUGACUGUGUGUUCCUGCUCUGCCAGGAGGAAGGACUGCCUACCUUGCAUCAGCGCUUGCUUUAGAUCCUGGGGAAAAGAGAAAGAGAUGGCAAUUCUGAGCUUCUCAUCAGAAUUUCCUUAAGUUGCAAUACAGAACCUGAGCUCCACCCUGAAGGACAGAUCCCCCUCGUCUGAAAUAUUCAUGUAGUGAGCUGAGUCUAAGAAAUCCUCUUUGUGAUUGGGAGGACACCUAUUUACCAUUGUGGGUUUUCACUCUGUGCAUUGCAAGGCACAGUGUCAUCCACAGCAUGAGCAAAAGAACAGGCACACAAGACUCCUGGGCUUUAUUAUUCACUAGCUGGCCCUGGGCAACCAUUAAAGCUGUGUUUGCCCAUCCCCAAAAAACAGGACACUGCCACUCUGACUCCAGGCCACAGAAAGAGGACUGAGCGGUGCUGUUUACUGAGCAUCCCUGCCUCCUCCUUGUGCAGAAGUGCUGGUUAACUUGCCAGCUCCUCUAGGAAAAGAGUGUUUCUCAAUUGAAUUCCUCUCCCUUUCUCAUCACCUGGUAAUGCUGAGAGGGAAUAGUUCCAAAAUGUUUCUAAAGAAGCACAAAGCAUCAGGUCCCCAAGUCUUUGCUUCUUCCUUUGUGUGCCUGCUUUCCUCUCCAGUGCUAGUUCAGGUGUGAGGUUAGCAACUUGUCUGGAGUGGGGGAAAGAGCUCUAACAAGACUCUGUAGGGAGAAAAGAUAAAAGGGAAAAGCAUUCCUUAAGGAGUCUCUUUUUUUUAAAUGGAAAAUGUAGUCAAAACCUAACAGAAAUCCCAUAGUCAAAACAAAUCCUACAAGACAUGGAUGAGUCUCUUUAAAUGUUCACUCUUCUAAAGCAGGACUUUGCAGUUCAGCAUUGUUACCAUGCAACAUCUUCAUCGCAUUUAUCCUUCUGGGUUAGUCUCUGUGCCUUCCAGCUGGGCUGCACACAGCCUUUCCCACAGCCCUUGCUCAGGUGCUUGGAGCAUUUCUCCUGCUGGAGAAACAAGGCAUCUAUUGACAUGGGUCAGCCCUGGGAGACUGCAGGUCCCACAGGUUUCCAUCAUGCUGCUGUCAUGUUCAGUCAAGGACAGCAUGAAGCUUUCUGAGACUGUAUCUCCCAAGGCUGACUGACAUCUCUCCUCUGAAGGUCAGACCUUCUUUCAUAACCACUGUCCCAUGGCACCAUAACCAAGUCCUUUUAUUGCCCCUAUUGCUGUUUUUUGCCUGCCAUGUGCCCUGCGGCAUUCCCUAACCCUGCAACCUUGGAACUGCCCUCAGCCCUUUGCAUUAUGUGAUGUGCACUUGCUUCCAGCACAACCCUUUAAGGUCUCUGGGAGGGAGAUGAAUUUAAAUGUUUACACCCAGUGCUUCCUCCAAAUACAGACAGAAGCACAAGCAAAUGUUUUUCACUGCACACAGAAGGAGCUGGUUGCACAAAUAGCUGUUUUGGCAUGACAGUACAGGACCAUAAAAUGACAUUUUUUUUGGUUUCUCCUCACUAUGCUUUGUAUUCAUAUAUUUUAUUAGGGAAAUAAAGUAGAAAGGGUAGGGAAAAGUAGUUACUUGUGUGGAGUCAUUAUCAGGAAGGCUGAAUGGAUUAAGGCAAUGCACAUGUGGCUAUAAUAGAAAACUGAACACUAACCCUUCUGAAUCAUAGUCCCUUAAGCAGGUUAUGACCAUGGGGCAUGUUUGUUGGCUUUUUAUGGAAUAUGAUGGAAGGCCUGACAGUAUGUAUUAACCGCAGAUUUAGCUGGCUCUCCCUAUAUGGUCUCAUGUUCAGACCUUUGCUUCGCUAGCCCUUGUUCUCAUGAAGGAACUCAACUUACCUGAUGUCUGCUGAAAAUACAAUAAAGCAGAGAGGAAACAGUCUAGGAAGCCCUUGGAGUGUGUGAAAGACAACUUCCUGACACAGCUGGUCAGUGAGCCAACUAGGGAAGGUGCCCCACUGGACCUGUUGUUUGUGAACAGAGAAGGACUUGUGGGCGAUGUGAUGGUCAGAGGCUGCCUUGGGCAUAGCGAUCAUUUCUAUUCUUGGAGAAGUAAGGAGGGGGGUCAGCAGAACUGCUACCUUGGACUUCCAGAGGGUUUAGGAGGCAGUCCUGAAGGGCAAAGGAGUCCAGGAAAGCUGGGCAUUCUUCAAGAAGGAAGUCUUAAAGGCACAGGAGCAGGCCAUCCCCAUAUGCCAAAAGAUGAGCCAGCGGGGAAGAAGAUCACCCUGGCUGAACAGAGAGCUCUGGCUGGAACUCAGGAAUAAAAAGAGAGUUUAUGACCUUUAGAAGAUGGGGCAGGCAACUCAGGAGGACUACAAGGAUGUUGUGAAGUUAUGCAGGAAGAAAAUUAGAAGGGCCAAUGCCCAACUGGAGCUGAAUCUGGCUACAGCCAUAAAAGGCAACAAAAAAAAUUUCUAUAAAUACAUUGGCAACAAAAGAAGGGCUAAGGAGAAUCUCCACCCUCUAGUGGAUGCGAGGGGAAACAGUGACAGAGGAUGAGGAAAAGGACGAGGUACUAAAUGCCUUCUUUGCUUCAGUCUUUAAUAAUAAGACCAGUUGUGCUCCAAGUACACAGUCCCCUGAGCUGGAAGACAGGGAUGGAGAGCAGAAUGAAGCCCCAAUAAUCCAAGGAGAAAUGGUUAGUGAACUGCUACAUCACUUAGACACGCAUGAGUCUAUGGGGCCAGAUAGGAUCCACCCAAGGGUGCUGAUGGAGCUGGCAGAGGUGCUCGCCAAGCUACUUUAAAUUAUUUACCAGCAGUCCUGGCUAACCGGGGAGGUCCACGUUGACUGGAAUUUGGAAAAUGUGACGCACGUCUACAAGAAGGUUUGGAAGGAGGAUCUGGGGACUUAGAGGCCUCUCAGUCUGAUCUCAGUGCUGGGGAAGAUUGUGGAGCAGAUCGUUCUGAGUGCCAUCACGUGGCACAUAGAGGACAACCAAGCGAUCAGGCCCAGUCAGCAUGGGUUUAUGAAAAGCAGGUCCUGCUUGACUAACCUGAUCUCCUUCUAUGAGAAGGUGACCUGCUUAGUGGAUGGGGGAAAGGCUGUGGAUGUUUUCUACCUAGACUUUAGUAAGGCCUUUGACAUUGUUUCCCACAACAUUCUGCUGGAGAAACUGGCUUCUCAUGGCUUCGAUGGGCAUAUUAUCACUGGGUAAAGAACUGGCUGGAUGGCCUGGCCCAAAGAGUUCUAGUGAAUGGAGUCAAAUCCAGUUGACAGUCAGUCACAAACAGUAUUCCCCAGGGCUCAGUACUGGAGCCAGUACUGUUUAAUAUCUUUAUCAAUGAUCUGGAUGAGGGGAUCGAGUGCACCCUCAGUAAGUUUGCAGAUGACACCAAGUUGGGUGGGAGUGUUGAUCUGCUUGAGGGUAGGAAGGCUAUACAGAGAGGUCUGGACCAGCUGGAUUGUUGGGCUGAGGCCAAUUGUAUGAGGUUCAACAAGGCCAAGUGCUGUGUCCUGCACUUGGGUCACAACAACCCCAUGCAACACUACAGGCUCGGGGAAGAAUGGCUAGAAAACUGCCUUGAGUCUUAUGAGAAGUGGCUGAGGGAACUGGGGUUGUUUAGUUUGGAGAGGAAGACACUGAGGGGAGACCUUAUCACUCUCUACAACUAUCUGAAAGGAGGUUGUAGCAUGGAGGGUGUUCAUCUCUUUUCCCAGGUAACAAGUGAUAGGAUGAGUGGGAAUGGCCUCAAGUUGUACCGGGGGAGGUUUAGAUUGGAUAUUAGGAAAAACUUCUUCAUGGAAAGGGUUGUCAGGCAUUGGAACAGGCUGCUCAGGGAAGUGGUUGAGUCACCAUCCCUGGAGGUAUUUAAAAGAUGUGUAGAUGUGGUGCUUAGGGACAUAGUUUAGUGGUCAACUUGUUAGUGUUAGGUUAAUGGUUGGACUCAAUGAUCUUAAAGGUCUUUUCCAACCAAAAUGAUUCUAUGAUUCUAUUUUGUGAUUUGGCCAGAAGGUUUUCCUUGUGCCCUUGUUAAAGGCUAUGCUGUGUAUAGAUAUGCGACUGUUCUGGCACUGCUUUCCUUAAACCAGUCUCUGCUGCCAUGGCCCCAAGAAGGCAAAAGCAAAGAGCACAGACUCUGACUCUCUGUCACAGCAUUAUAAAGCUCUAAAAUCUGCAGAGCUGUAGUAAAGCAAAUCGUUCCUUAUUCCAGCAAACCAGAUGAUUUUCUCAGGCCCCGUUUUCAGUCCCAAGUCAUGCAGAAUACUAAAGGGAGGAACACCACAGAGUAUGAAAGGCUGUACAGCUGUCCAUCUAAAUUACCAUACAGAUAGGCUAGCUUUCUUAUUUUGAUGCUUGUGCCUCCACAAAGGAAUUUGCAUUUGAUGCCUCCUAAAGCCAGACUGGCUUUUUGUUAGGAUUUUAUGUAAUUUUAGUCAUCAAAUUACCUGAGUUUAAGCAAACUCUUUCCUUUUAUCGCAUGUUAAUUUUGCCCUUUAAUGUGAGCUGACUUUGGACUCCAGGGUCUCAGCACUCAACUUUUCAGUCAGUGUGAAAACUCCAUAUUCCCAGAUGUCUGUAUGAGGGGGAAUAUCCUCCUAGGGUUGAGGAAGAUCUCUAGAUAGGGUGGUCUAGUCUGCUUUUCUGGUGGUCGUAUAAUAAACUUUGGCCAAAAGAAGGCUGAUGUCCAGGCAACCAUCCCAAAGGCUCAUUUGAUGUCUUAUCAGACAUAUCCUGAAGCCAAUCCUUGGAAGAGCCACUGGAUCAUAUCUGACUUUGCUGCAUAUCUAUCCCCAAUGUGUACACUUGACCAUUGGGUCUGCUCUUCUCUUCUGGCUGUAUUGCAACUGCAAAAGCAGGUGGCCAAGCCUGCUGCACAGACUUCAAAAGAGACUUCAGGAUGCCGUGCUCCCCCACAGAUAGGACUGACUCAGCUGUUUCUGGUUUGGAUCUCUGGCUCCUUUCUCAAAAGGAGACACCUGCUCUUGUCAGCCGUGUGCUGGCUGACACAUUGGUCUGUGAUCCUGAACAGAAUCCUCUUCAUGCAGAAUCUGUCCUCGAUCUGGCCUGCAAGCUAUACAGUGGCAUGCAGGAGGCUUGAAAAGUAAAGUGCCCUGUAUGUGACAAUGGAAACAUGAAAAUGCUUUUGAAGAAAGGAAGGACCCAGCUGGGCAUCAGAUGGAAUGACAGGAAAAGGAAAACAAGCAGUAACUAGAAAGGUUGCCAAGUACUGUCUUGGCCUAAGGCAGAUCCCAGUUGUCCAAGUUAAUCUAUUCAGUACAGUGCUGAUACCAGCAGGGAGCAAAGCUCACUUUCAGAUGCACACACCAGAAACACCAUGUCCCUGAGCUGGCACUGCAGCCAAAUACUACUACAGAGAGUCUGCUAGACUGUUAGAGCAUAGAAAUGAGAUCUGGGAUCCCUUGCUGAUGUUGGCACAUACUACAUGUUUGCUCUAACUUCAGACAAGUUACAUCCCCUCUUGAUAUCCGUUCCCUUCUCCAGCACAGGGGAGAAAGCCACCUUCCCAAGAUGCUACCACUACCCUGCAUGGAUGUUGCCAAGUAUGUGGCAGGCACCAUUGAUAGGAUACCUCUGCAAGCAAGAUGCAAAAAGCAUGCUAUAGAAGUUUUACGUGUAUUUUCAAAGUACUACAAAGAACAGCAGCACAACUCUGCUUUCCCUCUGUUUAACACCUUCUGAUGUUGCUUGCAUGUGCCAGAAGGCUGCAGGGUGGAGGUUUGUAGAGAAAUUAAACAGCUUUGGGGCCAGAUGUUUGGCAAGGUUGUGUUUCCCAGUUAUUUGGCAGCUGGCUCUUGCACAACUGGCUUCUUAAUCUGCAUGCUGCCACAGAGAAUGUGUGAGAUUUGAUGGCCUGACAGCACCAUCCCCUGCUAGUGAUGUUAAGGAAUUUAGGAGUGCAACUGGGAUAGUGAGUGCUGAUGGAAGGGAAAAGAGCAUUGAAGGUCUCCUUUUGUAUAUACCCAUGGCAGUUUCAUGCUCUUAAUUUUAGCAUCCAUGUAAUGACCUGAGGGUAUAAAUUGGCAGUUUUGCCUGGGCUCUUGCUUUACUUUACCAUUCUCCCUUAAAGCUCACAUGGGGUAUGGCCACCCUUACCAAGAAUGAAGCAGGCUUUGUCACCUGGCUGCUGCUCAGCUCAGCAAGCACAGGCUGCAUGUGCCACUGUAAAUAUACCCUGGCUUUGACCUCUUCCACCCUUCAGAGUUAACUCUUCACAUCACUCUCCUAUUUCUACUUCUUACGUCUCAAAAGAAACAUAUGCAUAGAUGGGCAGUGCCACAGGACAAGCUGGGCUAGGUUGAGCCUAAGGGAAAGGCAUGGAAAGAUGUUCAUUUUAAGGUGCUUUUCACCUCUAGGAGAACAUGGCAUCCUUGUCACUUCCUUUCAAGGCUUUCUUGUGUGAGGGAUUGUUCCAAAUCUUGAACCACAUCUCAUCAGACAAACCCACCUCUGUUACAGAGCCACACAAGCCCUGAAGCAGAAGGGCCAGCAACUUAGCAUAGAGGAAGACCUGGGAUUACCUAUAGAAGAUUAAUGCCAGACUAACCAGAUGCAGGUUUCUCACAGGGUCUAGCAUACAUAUUUUAAGUCCCUGUAUUGUGCGGCUGAGCUGCUGCAUUGCUUCCAAAAAAUUACAGUUACAUCCCCUCCUUUGGCCUCCUUCACAUCGGUGGCAAUGCCAGGAUCACAGCAGCUAAAUGCUGCCUGGCUGGGCAGUCCUCUGACAGCUUGCUGAGAAGGCAAAGGCCAAGGACUAAUUGAGACUACAUGGAGUAGAGCACAGUGGCCCACAAAACUAAGCAGCAAGCUAGGUUGCAGAGCAGCAUGGACACCAGCAGGACAGGUUGCAGCUUUCCCUGGUGCCUGCAGAGAGCAGCUCUUCCCAUUGAUUCCCAGACCCAAUUGCCAGGAAAUAUUGGUGGUGGCUCCAAGCCUUUUUCUCUCUGUAAAAAGCUGCUCUAGCAAAAGAUGGAUUUGCUCCUAGAAGGAGCCCAUCUCACUGGUUGUGCUUGGUCUGUGGAGCUAUUCCAUAGUAAUAAAUGGUGAUACAGGUGGUAGAAUUGCAUCAGGGAGUGAAAGGUACAAAAGAAACCUCAUUGAAAUGUGACUCUCUCAGAUGUGACACUGGAAACCAGCACAGUAGGCACCAGGAAAAGAAAAGGACACUGGAAGGCCAUGCUGAGAUAAGUCCCAUUAGCUGCCGAGAUGUUUGCCCUCCCAGAGCAGCAUUUCUCCCCUAGUUACCCAUCCAGCAGCCCCAGAUGAGCUUACCAGGAAGAACUGCUCUCCACCUGGGCUGCCUUCUCCCUUCCACGCUGGUCCCAAAAGAGCUGUGACUCCAUUUGUUACCCACCUUCCUCGAGCCUGCAUGAUUUGGGAAACGUGAAGUUUGUUGGGAGGUGUAAUAUAGACCAAUGGAAAGAGCUGGAAAACUUGGACAAGCUGUCUUCACAACAGCCCUUCUGGUUUUUAUCACCUUGAUCUCCAGCUCACUGAUUUCUCUGCUCAGUAUUUUGCACAGAAAAGCUGGGAUAGCAUCUGUGUUUGGCUUGUAGAUGCUUCUGUCCUGAGACAAACCCAAGGCAAACAUCAGAACAGUGGGAGAUCCAACAACUGUGAUGGUGGAUGAGACAGAGAGCAGGCUGGGAUUUCUCUUCAUCCACCUGAAGGCAGUGGGGCUGAGGGUUAGCCAGGCUACUGUAAAACCUUGGUGUGAUCCAGCAAGCCAAGCUGGCUGCCUUCACUGUCCCAGGAUCAGUGCUGUGGGAGGUCUGGGACCCAAGCACUGGGUCUCAGGCCUGCCAGCCCAUGUGCAAAUAGACUGGAGACCUGCAGCAGAGGCACAGGUGGGAAGCUUGUUGGCUGUGCCCUUUCUGUGCUGGGGCAGGGUGCUGUGAGACAUGCUGGUAGGGCCGUAGCUGUGCAGGGAAAAAGACUCUUGCAGAGGAUGAAGUCUUUGCAGGGGAGAAAACUAAGAAAGUUUUUUCUCCCCCUUUUUGCACAUUUUUAACAAUUUUUACUCCUUGCAUGGAGGUUUUUGAAUUUUCAGUUUAAUAAAGAAGGAAAUGAGUCACCAUUAAAUAGCUUUUUGAAGGGUUCUGAAAGCAGGCACCACUUAAAUGCAGAGAUGAUCUGUGCCUAACAUGCGACUUCCGGACCUCAUUGUACAUCCUGUAGUUGAGUCACCAUGUGCGCCAUGGGGACUGGGAUGGGAGAGUCAAUGCUGACCAUCAUGUCAAACAGCCACAGCUUCCCAAACUCAAGAAGAAUCAGAUCAGGAAGGGGGGAAAGCAGCAGCGACAGUAGAAGGAUAGCUAGUUGUCACAGGUAAACUUCAGUAUCCAUGUCCAGUGGCUAGUUCUAGAAUCACAAGCAUACGUCCUCCUUCCACUCUUUUCUCAAAGUAACUAUUGUCUUCCCCUCUCUGUGCACUAGUGAUGAGCAUCAGAGGUGGGUUGCACCAAAGUGACUCUCAGCCCAGUUCUGCAUCCCCUCACCCACCUGAACCCAAGGCAGUCCAGAUAGGCAUUUGCCAUCCCAAGUCUUAGUUUUUAGUAACCCUGCUUGGGUUUCUUUCCUCGUGUACCAUAGCUUCCUCCCCACACACCCUGGCAGGGCAGUACAGGAGGCUCCAAACAUGUCCCAAGAAGCUUCUUUGCCCCCUGGCAGCAUCUUGCAGACGUGCACCUUACUGGGAAUGUACUGGGUCAGUGCUUGUGAGAUCUGGCGUUGCCAAUCUUGCAUAGGUGGCAGCUGAUGGGGAUCCAGCAGGAGAAGCUGGCAGGAAGUGUCUACUGUCCCUUUUCUUUUUUUGAGGGAGAGUGGGAUAUUUUUUGGCAUUAUGAUUAUUGUCCAUCUUCCAGUGGCCAAGUUCCAGGCUGCAUUAAUAACUGGGGUUAAUUGGCUGUCUGAGCAGGUAUGGAGCUUCACACCAACUUUUAUAGCAAACACUGUGGCUGUGUCCAGAGCCUGGAUACAAGCUGGGUUUCUCCUGUGCUGGAAAAGUUCUUUCAGCAGGCCCCAGAUAGCCAUUUCUGGCAGAUAAUGAAAAAGCACUCCUCAGAGUCUAGAUCAAAUCUGCACUUCCAUUUCAUGUCCUCAGCUUGGAAAAAACACAACCCAAACAAAUGCUUUCCAGGUCUCCUUUCCCUGUGUGAUGCCUGGCACCCCAGGGGAGGGGAUGGCAGGAGGCAUUUGGGGGUCACCGAAAGUGAGAUCUUUUUUGGAUGUAUUUAAUGGAAAUAUCUUUCAGGAGGAGAGACCUCCUGACCUUUGCAUUAAUCUCAGAGCAGGAGAUGAAUGUCCAGCUGUCCUUGCAUAUAGUGAAACAUAGCUGAAACAUGCAAAUGCAAAGUACAGUUAAAUGUAGGGUUUGAUCCAAAUAACCUUUUAAUUAAGAAGAUAAAUUUGUUGUAGCUUGACCUUAGUCCAUGUUAGGAACCUGCUAAUCAUUUGACAUACAGAUUGUAUUAAUGCUGCACUUAACUUGGCCAUUGGUUUUAUUAUUUGGGAGGUUUUUCAUUCCCAAAGCACCAAUCUGCAUAUUAUAUGGGUUUUUUUUUUCUUUCCUUUUUCCGGUUCAGAACAUGUAGCACACUGUUGUACUUCUUUCUGUUCUCAUCCACAUAGAGUAUUGCCUUAAACAGAUCAGUUGUGUUGUGGUUUGGUUUGGGUUUUCUUUUUUCUACCAUCAGUUUUAUGCAUUAAUUUAUUAUUAAAUGUGGAUUUUUUAAAAAAACAUGAAACAUAUUUUUUUUUAACAUUUCCAUUGCAGUAUUUAUCAUUGUUACUGGUUGUGUGUAGUGUAACAGAAUUAAUAUUAAAAAGCAUACAUAUGAAAA
This is a messenger RNA of Columba livia (rock pigeon), 11838 nucleotides long. RefSeq names its product protein FAM219A-like. The record is from RefSeq and is a predicted model, not a curated record. The transcript has 6 exons. Lineage: Eukaryota; Metazoa; Chordata; Aves; Columbiformes; Columbidae. The coding region runs from base 114 to 671 and encodes 185 amino acids.